GUUUUCGGUCUAAAAGAUAGAACCAUGAUGAAGAGGGUCAAGAGGAAGGAGACGACCGGGAUCAAUCAGCAGCCUCUAACGACGAAAGAAGAUAAAGAUGAAAACGAUCCGUUUUCGAUUAUUCCUCUGGAUCUAAUCGUAGAGAUUCUCCUGAAAGUUCCUACCAAAUCUGUAGCUAGUCUUGUCUUCGUUUCAAAACAAUGGUUAUCCAUAAUCAGUGGCAAAUGUUUUAUCAAUCAGUACCUUGCUCGAUCUUCACCUUCACCUCGGCUUCUUUUCACAGUCUUCGGCUUCUACGCGCCAGUGCAGUUCUUACAUUCAUGUUCCCAGGUUGAUCCAUCUUCUGACCGUCAUAGGUUAAACAUAAAUCCAGAUAAGAAGAACCAUCAGAAUGCUUUUUCUCCACCAAUCCGCGGCUUGAUCUGCCGUCAAAUGGGUUCUAGAGUGAUGAUAGGUAACCCUACCACGGGCCAAUUCUUAACGUUGCCUAGACUCAAAACUACAAGAAGAGGUGUGUUAUCCUUUUUUGGGUAUGAUUCAGUGAAUGAUGCAUACAAAGUGUUGUCCAUGACUGUACUACAAGGUCAUCAAAAACGUGAAUCACAAGUUGUGGCCGAAGAUCAUCAAGUGUACACUCUAGGAGGAGGAGCCCAAAAUAAAUGGAGAAUUGUUGAGUGUAAGCAUCCUCAUCUUCCUCCUACUCCUUCUCAUGUUACUAAUAAAGGGAUAUGUUUAAAUGGGGUACUGUAUUAUUAUGCUUGGAUAAAAAAUGAAGGAUCCUUGAUAAGCUUCGAUCUGAUAUCUGAAGAGUUUAAUGUCACUAAGUUACCUGAGGAUAAUCCUUGCAUAGUGAACUACAAUGGAAAGGUAGCUAUAACUAGUUGGCCUACCGCUGACGGUGAAGUUCACUUGUGGGUUCUAGAAGAUGCCACUACGCAACGAUGGUCUAAAGUUUCAAUCGUUGUUCCUUCUUGGACAGCAUUAGGUGGAAAAAAUCAUAGCUUCAGGUUCAGGGGUACAGUUAGUACUGGUGAGCUUAUAUUCUCACAGCGGUGUCCCAAUAAGGCGCCCUUCUUUUUCAUCAGUUACAAUCUCAAGGAACACAGAGCCCAAAAAGUCGUGGUUAGUGAAUUUGGAGGUCCCUAUGAUGACACCGAAGUCUAUUUUGAUCAUGUUGAGAGUCCUAUGUUCUGUCAAAUCUAAGUUAAUCCUUUUCUAUUUUUUUUGUUGCUUUUCAUUGAAGAUCUCAGACAGAUUGUAGUUUUGUGUAGAGUAA
Messenger RNA from Raphanus sativus (radish), 1276 nucleotides. RefSeq names its product F-box/kelch-repeat protein At3g04660-like. Bases 25 to 1203 code for a protein of 392 amino acids. Gene Ontology annotation, molecular function: protein binding. The record is from RefSeq and is a predicted model, not a curated record. NCBI's taxonomy places the organism in Eukaryota, Viridiplantae, Streptophyta, Magnoliopsida, Brassicales, Brassicaceae. The transcript has a single exon.